AUGUGGAAAGACAAUAAAUUAGUAACAUUAUUAUCCUCAUAUGCUGGUAAAAAUCCAACCUCACAAGUAAAACGUUUUUUCAAAAAAGAAAAAAAAUCAAUAAACAUCACUUGUCCAUAUGUAAUAGAAGUUUACAAUAAGCAUAUGGGCGGUGUUGAUUUGUUAGAUGCUAACAUUGGGAGGUACAAAAUACGUAUCAAAUCCAGAAAAUGGUAUAUGAAGUUAUUUUAUCAUAUGUUGGAUGUAACUAACUCUUGGAUAUUAUAUAAACGUAUCCAAACCGAAAAUGGAAAUAAACAUAUUAUGAGUUUAGCUGAUUUUAGAGAGGACUUAGCUGUGAUAUUAUGUAAGCAGGGUAAACCAAUAACUCCAAAAAGAGGUAGACCUUUAGUACCUGUAAGUAAUCUUACAGAUAGAAAAAUAAAUAUAAGUACAGUUCCACAUGCGGUUUGUUUGGAUGCGUCUUCUCAUUGGCCUAAUUGGGAUGAAUUAUGA
Messenger RNA from Aphis gossypii (cotton aphid), 495 nucleotides. Its product is annotated as piggyBac transposable element-derived protein 3-like. The record is from RefSeq and is a predicted model, not a curated record. Bases 1 to 495 code for a protein of 164 amino acids. Lineage: Eukaryota; Metazoa; Arthropoda; Insecta; Hemiptera; Aphididae. The transcript has a single exon.